AAUCAGCAUUCGAAUACGAGGAGCUCGAGAUGCUUCCUACGAUCAAAGGUACCGGCUACCUAGUCCUCAAUGGACUUCGGGCUCUCACCCUCAUCGGCCUCGCCAUGGCCAUGGCGUCCUCUUGGAUCAUGAUUGUACUCUCAUGUCUUGGUGGACGCUUCGACUUUUUCGACUCGGCUUCCCACUUCUUCGUCUUCGCCGUCGCCAUCUUUCUCUUCAUCUCCGAGUUGAACAUUAGGUCGUUCAGAGGAUUCUUUGCCAGGAGCUGGCCUGUCCUAUGUCCGACUCAUUCACUGGUAUGGCUCGGUCUAGCCAUGGUCGUCAUGGGCUGCGCCAUCAUGGGCGAUCUGGUCAAACCGGCCUACUCCAUGGACAACCUCGGACUCGCCAUGUGGCGCCUCGUACUCGCCUCGGGCAUCCUCUCCCUCACUUUCGGCGUCUUCAACGUCGUCGCGUCGCUCAUCUUCAACACUUCUGAAGGCGAGGGCAAGAUCAGAAGACGAAUCACGGCCAGAAUGAUCCGCAGCCACGGUGACCAAGCUAAGGGCAUCAUCGAGAAGCAGGACCCAUUCCCUGACUACUACAGUAGCCAGAGUGGCUACCCCGAGGAUCUGCCACCGGCGGUGAACGACCACUACUACCCCCCGGUGGUGCAGGAGCAAGAGCAGCCGGAGCUGGACAACACCUUCAAGGCGCGGGCGCACAGAUGGACCAGGGCGGCCUUUCCCAAAAACUUUCGCAAAUCCGGCAGGUUCCCCGUCAUUAGCGACCCCAUCCCCAGCGUUGGGGUGGUGGCGCCCACUCCUCAGAUGAACGCGGACAGCAAGCGAUCUGGUGAUCAUACUAAUGACCGUUCCAGCCCCGUCUCGCCAAACGUCCAGAGACCGCCAACUGUGCUACACCCUUACUACAAUGGCGGUAGGAGGAGCCCGAGUCUGUACAGUGAUGCGAACAUGUCCCGGUUCUAA
Messenger RNA from Neurospora tetrasperma FGSC 2508, 968 nucleotides. RefSeq lists its product as uncharacterized. The transcript has 2 exons. Lineage: Eukaryota; Fungi; Ascomycota; Sordariomycetes; Sordariales; Sordariaceae. Bases 30 to 968 code for a protein of 312 amino acids. The record is from RefSeq and is a predicted model, not a curated record.